This is a messenger RNA of Saccostrea echinata, 1573 nucleotides long. RefSeq names its product glutathione hydrolase 1 proenzyme-like. Gene Ontology annotation, cellular component: plasma membrane. The transcript is spliced from 10 exons. Gene Ontology annotation, molecular function: glutathione gamma-glutamate hydrolase. The coding region runs from base 5 to 1573 and encodes 522 amino acids. Gene Ontology annotation, biological process: glutathione catabolic process. NCBI's taxonomy places the organism in Eukaryota, Metazoa, Mollusca, Bivalvia, Ostreida, Ostreidae. The record is from RefSeq and is a predicted model, not a curated record.
UAUAAUGGGGCGGCGACAAGGAUCUGUGGUAGAUGCAGCUAUCGCCACAAUUCUUUGUCAGUGUGUAGAAAACACCCACAGUUGCGGAAUUGGAGGAGGGCAUUUCAUGACUGUAUACAAUAGGGCAAAUAACACAGCUUAUACAAUCUUAGCCCGCGAGAUGGCGCCAGGGGCAGCAUCAGAAGAUAUGUAUGUGCCAGAGAAUAAAUCUUCAAUCGAAGGUGGUUUAGCUAUAGGAGUACCAGGUGAAAUUAAAGGAUUGUAUGAAGCUUGGAAAAUCGGCGGCAAACUUCCCUGGAAAGAUUUAUUCCAGCCAACAAUCAAAAAGCUUCGAGACGGAUGGAAGGUUAGCCAGCCACUGGCGUAUGCUAUUUCAAGUCAAACGACAGUUUUAUUAAGACAGAAAAAUUUAAGAGACAUUCUCACAAACCCAAAUACCGCACGACCAUACAAAGAAGGAGAAAUCAUCAAAAUGCCUAAACUGGCCAGCACAUUUGAAGCCAUAGCCAACGAUCCACACACGAUGUAUAAUGGUUCUCUUGUCGAUGACAUCGUUAAGGAUAUUCAGGAAGCAGGUGGAAUUAUAACAAAGAAAGACUUGAGAAACUAUGUAGCAGUUGUGAAGGAACCGUUGGUUGUAAAACCUAAGGACAACUCCACCAUCUUCACGCCACACCUACCAUCUAGCGGAGCAGUGUACGCCAUGAUCCUCAACAUCGCAGACGGAUACGAUUUCAAUCCAGAUAGUGUCUCAAACACUGAGAAAUCGACAUUAACCUGGCAUAGAAUCGUGGAAGCCAUGAAGUUCGCUUAUGCAAAGAGAAGUAGCCUUGGGGAUCCAGAUAAAGAGAGCCAAGGUUUUAAGGAUAACAUUGAUUCGUUGAUAAGUAAUAUGACGUCAACAUCUUAUGCUGAAUAUGUUCGAUCUAAGAUAUCUGAUACUUCUACACACGACACCCUGUACUACGGGCCGACAUUUUACGACCAGCUAAAAACGGGGACGUCACAUUUGGCAGUUCUGGCGCCAAAUGGUGACGCUGUCUCGCUCACAAGUACAAUAAAUUAUCAUUUUGGUUCGAAAGUGGUCGGAAGCAGAACAGGGAUUUUUUUCAAUGAUGAAAUGGACGACUUUUCUACACCAAACAAAACGAACUAUUAUGGUGACCCAGCCACUGCUGCGAAUUUUAUCAAGCCAGGUAAAAGGCCACUGUCUUCAAUGUGUCCCAGCAUAGUGGUCGAUUCAGAUGGUCACGUGAAGUUAGUGGUGGGAGCUGCCGGUGGGACAAGAAUUACAACAUCAACUGCUUUAGUCAGCAUUGAAACACUGUGGUUCAAGUAUGGAAUUAAGAAAUCAAUCGAUCACAAACGACUGCAUCAUCAGUUAUUACCAGCCUACAUAUUAGUGGAAAACGGAUUUGACCCGCAAGUUAUACAAGGGUUGAAAAACAUUGGUCACAACAUUACUAUGUCGGAGUCUGCCGGCUCUAUAGUGCAGGGUAUUCUACAGUUGGAGGAGGGAAAGAUAAGCGCCAAUGCUGACUACAGAAAACGAGGAGUUCCGGACGGCUAUUAA